Molecule: messenger RNA, 8869 nt
Organism: Erinaceus europaeus (western European hedgehog)
Lineage: Eukaryota; Metazoa; Chordata; Mammalia; Eulipotyphla; Erinaceidae
Gene: NCOR2
Product: nuclear receptor corepressor 2
Exons: 48
Coding region: 390-7997 (2535 amino acids)
Biological process (GO): negative regulation of transcription by RNA polymerase II
Molecular function (GO): transcription corepressor activity
Source: RefSeq, a predicted model, not a curated record
GGGCGGGAGGGCGCCGUGGCUGGAGGCCCGCGCCCCUGCGCCCCUGCCCGUGGUGGGCUGCUGCCCUGGCUGUGCCUGCUUGGCCUGGCCUGGGGUCUGGGGGCCACGGCCACCCUUCCCCCCAGACUCCGGGGGCCGCAGUCUCUCCUGAAGGCUGGCCCCAGGCCCCAGGAGCAGGCGGGAUGGCCGAGCCACACCGGGGAGCCCUGGCCCGGCGUGGACGCUGACCCUGCCCGCAGCUCCUGCCCACCGCCCUGGCCUCUGCUCUGCGGGCACCUCCUGCCCUCCUGCCGCCCAGCUGACGUGCCCGUGACAGAUGACAAGCACUGGCUUCUGACCCCCGCUGGCUGCUGAGAGGACGCUGACUGGCUGCCCCAGAACCUGCUGCCAUGUCUGGGUCCACACAGCCUGUGGCGCAGACUUGGAGGGCCACGGAGCCCCGCUACCCGCCCCAUGGCCUCCCCUACCCUGUACAGAUUGCCCGGCCCCACACGGAUGUGGGGCUGUUGGAGUACCAGCACCACCCCCGGGAAUACACCGCGCACCUGUCUCCCGGCUCCAUCAUCCAGCCCCAGCGGCGGAGGCCCUCGUUGCUGUCGGAGUUCCAGCCUGGGAAUGAAAGGGCCCAGGAGCUGCACCUGCGGCCCGAGGCACACACCUUCCUGCCAGAGCUGGGCAAGACGGAGCUGGACUUCCUGGAGAGCAAGCGACCACGCCUGGAGCUGCUGCCUGACCCCCUGCUUCGGCCCAGCCCACUGCUCGGCCCGCCUGGUGCCUCCGAGGACCUGGCCAAGGAGCGCGGCCUGGCAGGGAAGCUGGAGCCGGUGUCGCCCCCGAGCCCACCGCGCACCGGGGGAGAGCUGGAACUGGUGCCCCCACGCCUAUCCAAGGAGGAAUUGAUCCAGAAUAUGGACCGUGUGGACCGCGAGAUCACCAUGGUGGAGCAGCAGAUCUCCAAGCUCAAGAAGAAGCAGCAACAGCUGGAGGAGGAGGCCGCCAAGCCGCCGGAGCCUGAGAAGCCGGUGUCACCGCCGCCCAUCGAGUCCAAGCACCGCAGCCUAGUGCAGAUAAUCUACGAUGAGAACCGGAAGAAGGCCGAGGCUGCCCACCGCAUCCUGGAAGGUCUAGGGCCGCAGGUGGAGCUGCCACUGUACAACCAGCCCUCUGACACCAGGCAGUACCAUGAAAACAUCAAAAUAAACCAGGCCAUGCGGAAGAAGCUGAUUCUGUACUUCAAGAGGAGGAACCACGCCCGGAAGCAGUGGGAGCAGAAGUUCUGCCAGCGCUAUGACCAGCUCAUGGAGGCCUGGGAGAAGAAGGUGGAGCGCAUUGAGAACAACCCGCGGCGGCGCGCCAAGGAGAGCAAGGUGCGCGAGUACUACGAGAAGCAGUUCCCCGAGAUCCGCAAACAGCGCGAGCUGCAGGAGCGCAUGCAGAGCAGGGUGGGCCAGCGCGGCAGCGGGCUCUCCAUGUCGGCCGCACGCAGCGAGCACGAGGUGUCGGAGAUCAUCGACGGGCUGUCGGAGCAGGAGAACCUGGAGAAGCAGAUGCGGCAGCUGGCGGUGAUCCCGCCGAUGCUGUAUGACGCGGAGCAGCAGCGCAUCAAGUUCAUCAACAUGAACGGGCUCAUGGACGACCCCAUGAAGGUGUACAAGGACCGGCAGGUCAUGAACAUGUGGAGCGAGCAGGAGAAGGACACCUUUCGCGAGAAGUUCAUGCAGCACCCCAAAAACUUUGGCCUGAUUGCUUCGUUCCUGGAGAGGAAGACGGUGGCUGAGUGUGUGCUGUACUACUACUUGACCAAGAAGAACGAGAACUACAAGAGCCUGGUGCGAAGGAGCUACCGGCGCCGUGGCAAAAGCCAGCAGCAACAGCAGCAGCAGCAGCAGCAGCAGAUGCCUCGCAGCAGCCAGGAGGAAAAGGAGGAGAAGGAGAAGGAGAAGGAGGCGGAGAAGGAGGAGAAGCCCGACAUGGAGAAUGACAAGGAAGAGCUGGUCAAGGAGAAGGCGGACGACACCUCCGGGGAGGACAACGAUGAGAAGGAGGCCGUGGCCUCCAAGGGUCGCAAGACUGCCAACAGCCAGGGCCGCCGCAAAGGCCGCAUCACGCGCUCCAUGGCCAACGAGGCCAACAGCGAGGAGGCCGUCACCCCACAGCAGAGUGCAGAACUGGCCUCCAUGGAGAUGAAUGAGAGCUCACGCUGGACGGAGGAGGAGAUGGAGACGGCCAAGAGAGGCCUCCUGGAGCACGGCCGGAACUGGUCGGCCAUCGCCCGCAUGGUGGGCUCCAAGACCGUGUCACAGUGUAAGAAUUUCUAUUUCAACUACAAGAAGCGCCAAAACCUGGACGAGAUCCUGCAGCAGCACAAACUCAAGAUGGAGAAGGAGAGGAACGCACGGAGGAAAAAGAAGAAAGCACCGGCCACCGCCAGCGAGGAGACUGCCUUCCCGCCCGUGGUGGAGGACGAGGAGAUGGAGGCUUCGGGCGCCAGCGGGAAUGAGGAGGAGAUGGCGGAGGAGGCCGACGCCUUGCACGCCCCAGGGGGCGAGGUGCCCAGAGGGGAGAGCAGCGGCCCAGCCGCCGUCAACAACAGCUCAGACACCGAGAGCGUUCCGUCCCCCCACACGGAGGCCACUAAGGACACGGGACAGAAUGGGCCCAAACCCACACCUACCCCCAGCACCGACCCACCUCCCCCAGAACCACCAACGCCCCCUCCAGAGGAUGCCACGACCCCCAUCGAGCCAGCUCCAGCUCUCCCCGAAGCUGCCAGCCCCCCUACGCCCCCACCGGCCCCCCCCUCACCCGCCAUACCUCCUCCUCUGGUCCCCAAGGAGGAGGAGGAAGAGGCUGUGGUGGCCCCCCUAGUGGGGGAGAGUGAGGAACAGAAGCCCCCUGCUGCCCCCCAAGAGCCAGUGCUGGACAUGAGCAAGACUGAGGAGACGGGGGAGGCGCCCCCCAGCACACCUGUGAAGAGCGAGUGUAAGGAGGAGGCUGCGGAGGGGGGCUCCGACACGGGCCUGGGGGCCAUGGAGGCCAGAGCCCAGCCCACCCCCGAGGUGACUCUCAAGGUGGAGAAGAAGGAGGGUGUCAGCAAGGCCCCCCCGGCCAAGGGCUCCGGCGCCCCCCAGGACAGUGACUCGAGUGCCACCUGUAGUGCCGAUGAGGUGGAUGAGCCUGAGGGUGGUGACAAGAGCAGGCUGCUGUCCCCGCGGCCCAGCCUCCUCACCCCGACCAGUGACGCCAGGGCCAGCGCCUCGCCCCAGAAGCCCAUGGACCUGAAGAAGCUGAAGCAACGGGCAGCCGCCAUCCCCCCAAUCGUUGCCAAAGUCCACGAGUCCUCACGGGAGGACACGGCUCCCCCAAAGCCGGCGCCCCCCGGCCCACUGCCCACCCAGCACCUGCAGCCUGACAGUGACCCUGCCCAGCCCAGCAGCAGCCCCCGAGGCAAGAGCCGGAGCCCUGCGCCCCCCGAGAAGGAAGAGAAGCCCGUGUUCUUCGCAGCCGAGGGCCAAAAGCUGCCCUCGGACUCGCUGUGCUGGGCGUCUGGCCUGCCCUUCCCUGUGGCCCCCCGAGAGGUAAUCAAGGCCUCCCCUCAUGCCCCAGACGCCUCAGCCUUUUCCUACGCCCCCCCUGGCCACCCGCUGCCCCUGGGCCUUCACGAUGGUACCCGGCCUGUGCUGCCCCGCCCUCCCCCCAUCUCCAACCCGCCGCCCCUCAUCUCCACCAAGCAUCCCGGCGUCCUUGAGCGGCCCCUGGGCUUCAUCCACCACUCGGGGGCCUUGCAGCUCCACGCUCCCUACUCAGAGCACGCCAAGGCCCCCGUGGGCCCAACCACCUUAGGCCUGCCCCUCACCAUGGACCCCAAGAAGCUGGUGCCCUUCAGUGGGGUGAAGCAGGAGCAGCUGUCGCCACGGGGCCAAGCGGGGCCCCCUGAGAGCCUGGGGGUGCCCACUGCCCAGGAGACAUCCGUGUUGAGAGGGACAGCAUUGGGCGCAGUCCCCGGAGGAAGCAUCACCAAGGGCACCCCCAGCACACGUGCACCACCCCCUGAGAGCCCUGUCAACUACCGUGGCUCCAUCACCCACGGCACCCCCGCAGAUGUGCUGUACAAAGGCACCAUCACCCGGAUCAUUGGAGAGGGUAGCCCCGGCCGCCUGGACCGCAGCCGUGAUGACGGGCUGCCCAAAGGCCAUGUCAUCUACGAGGGCAAGAAGGGCCACGUGCUGUCCUACGAGGGGGGCUUGUCAGUGACACCAUGCUCCAAGGAGGACAGCAGAACUGGCUCUGUGCCCCCCCACGAGACGGCCGCCCCCAAGCGCACUUAUGACAUGAUGGAGGGCCGAGUGAACCGCGCCAUCUCCUCUGCCAGCAUUGAGGGUCUCAUGGGCCGUGCCAUCCCACCCGAGCGUCAUAGCCCACACCACCUCAAGGAGCAGCACCACAUCCGUGGGUCCAUCACACAAGGCACCCCCAGGUCCUACGUGGAGGCCCAGGAAGACUACCUGCGGCGGGAGGCCAAGCUCCUGAAGCGUGAGGGCUCACCACCUCCUCCCCCGCGGGACCUGGCCGAGGCCUACAAGGCACGGGUGCUAGACAGCCUGGGACCCCUGAGGUUGAAGCCAGCACAUGAGGGCCUCGUGGCCACGGUAAAGGAGGCCGGCCGCUCCAUCCAUGAGAUCCCCCGGGAGGAGCUUCGGCGUACGCCUGAGCUGCCCCUGGCGCCACGGCCGCUCAAGGAGGGCUCCAUCACACAGGGCACCCCGCUCAAGUACGACACCGCAGCACCCUCCUCAGGCUCCAAGAAGCACGACGUGCGCUCCAUCAUUGGCAGCCCCGGCCGAACCUUCCCGACCGUGCACCCGCUGGACGUGAUGGCCGACGCCCGGGCGCUGGAGCGCGCCUGCUAUGAGGACAGUCUCAAGGCCCGGCCGGGAGCCAGCAAUGCCGGGGGCUCCAUCACCCGGGGGGCCCCGGUCAUCGUGCCUGAGCUGGGCAAGCCGCGGCAGAGCCCCCUGACCUAUGAGGAUCACGCGGCGCCCUUCACCAGCCACCUGCCGCGGGGCUCCCCGGUGACCACGAGGGAGCCCACGCCGCGUCUGCAGGAGGGCAGCCUGUCGUCCAGCAAGGCAUCCCAGGACCGGAAACUGACAUCCACGCCGCGGGAGGUUGCCAAGUCCCCACACAGCACCGUGCCUGAGCACCACACGCACCCCCUGUCCCCCUAUGAGCACCUGUUACGUGGCGUAGGUGGGGUGGACCUGUACCGCGGCCACAUCCCACUGGCCUUCGACCCUGCCUCCAUCCCCCGCGGCAUUCCCCUGGAUGCAGCCGCUGCCUACUACCUGCCCCGGCACCUGGCCCCCAGCCCCACAUACUCGCACCUGUACCCGCCGUACCUCAUCCGCGGCUACCCGGACACUGCGGCACUGGAGAACCGGCAGACAAUCAUCAACGACUACAUCACCUCGCAGCAGAUGCACCACAACGCCGCCACCGCCAUGGCCCAGCGCGCAGACAUGCUCCGGGGCCUGUCGCCCCGAGAGUCCUCACUCGCCCUCAACUAUGCUGCCGCUGGCCCCCGAGGCAUCAUCGACCUAUCCCAAGUGCCACACCUGCCCGUGCUGGUGCCGCCCACACCGGGCACACCGGCCUCCGCCAUGGACCGCCUUGCCUACCUCCCCACUGCACCCCAGCACUUCAGUAGUCGCCUCAGCAGCUCCCCUCUCUCCCCAGGCGGCCCCGCCCACCUGACAAAGCCCUCUGCUGCCUCCUCUGAGCGAGAACGGGAUAGGGAGCGGGAGCGGGAGCGGGAGCGGGACAAGUCUAUCCUCACUCCCGCUGCCACCGUGGAGCACGCACCCAUCUGGAGGCCCGGUACUGAGCCCAGCGGGGCCGGUGGCGGAGGCAGGUCCGCCCCACAUGCCCACCAGCACUCACCCAUCUCCCCGCGGACGCAGGAGGCUGUGCAGCAGAGGCCCAGCGUGCUGCACAAUACCGGCGUGAAGGGCAUCACCCCCCUGGAGCCCGGCACGCCCACCGUCCUGAGGUGGGCCAGGUCCACCUCCACCUCCUCACCCGUGCGCCCAGCCGCCACCUUCCCGCCCACCGCCCACUGCCCGCUGGGGACCAGCCUGGAUGGGGUGUACCCGCCCCUCGCUGAGCCUGUGCUGCUGCCCAAGGAGUCACCGCGGGCGGCCCGGCCCGAGAGGCCCCGCGGGGACAGCGGCCACGCCUUCCUCGCCAAGCCCCAGGCGCGUUCGGGGCUGGAGCCGGCUUCCUCGCCCGGCAAGGGCCCCGAGCCCCGCGGCCCGGCGCCCCUCAGCUCCGUCGCCCGCACCCCUGCCAAGAGCCUCGCACCCCACCACGCCAGCCCUGAGCCGACGGCACCGCCCGCCGCGGACCCGCACCGGGAAAAGACUCAAAGUAAACCCUUUUCCAUCCAGGAGCUGGAGCUGCGCUCUCUGGGUAAGACCACUCUGACAGCGGCCACCUUCAUAGAUGCGAUUAUCAUGCGUCAAAUUGCGCACGAUAAGGGCCCGCGAGAAGGAGGUUCGCUGGCCAACGACUCCCCUCGCGAUGGUUACCAUGGUGGCAGCUACAGCCCCGAUGGGGUGGAGCCAGUGAGCCCGGUCAGCUCACCCAGCCUGGCCCAUGACAAGGGGCUCCCCAAGCACCUCGAGGAGCUGGACAAGAGCCACCUGGAGGGGGAGCUGAGGCACAAGCAGCCAGGCACCGGCAAACUUGGCGCCGACGCUCACCUCCCGCACUUGCGACCACUGCCCGAGAGCCAGUCCGCCUCCAGCCCGCUGCUGCAGGCUGCCCCAGGGGUCAAAGGUCACCAGCGGGUGGUCACCCUGGCUCAGCACAUCAGUGAGGUGAUAACACAGGACUACACACGCCACCACCCGCAGCAGCUGGGCGCUCCCCUGCCCGCCCCCCUCUACUCCUUCCCCGGAGCCGGCUGCCCUGUGCUGGACCUCCGCCGCCCACCUGCUGACCUCUACCUCCCGCCCCCCGAGCACGGCCCCCCUGCUCGAGGGUCCCCCCACAGUGAGGGGGGCAAGAGGUCUCCAGAGCCCAGCAAGACAGCAACCCUAGGCAGUGAGGAUGGCAUUGAGCCUGUGUCCCCACCGGAGGGCAUGGCCGAACCGGGACACCCCCGCAGUGCUGUGUACCCCGUGCUAUACCGAGAUGGGGAGUCGGCGGAGCCCAGGGUGGGCUCCAAGUCCCCAGGAAACACCGGCCAGCCACCUGCCUUCUUCAGCAAGCUGACAGAGAGCAACUCUGCUAUGGUCAAGUCCAAGAAGCAGGAGAUCAACAAGAAGCUCAGUACCCACAACCGCAACGAGCCUGAAUACAAUAUCGGCCAGCCCGGCACAGAGAUCUUCAACAUGCCUGCCAUCACUGGAGCAGGCCUUAUGACCUGUCGGAGCCAGACGGUGCAGGAGCACGCCAGCACCAACAUGGGGCUGGAGGCCAUAAUUAGAAAGGCACUCAUGGGUAAAUAUGACCAGUGGGAGGAACACCCACUCAGCGCCAAUGCUUUUAACCCUCUGAGCGCCAGUGCCGGCCUGCCCGCUGCUCUGCCCGUAACCGCUGCUGACGGACGGAGCGAACACGCCCUCACCUCGCCAGGUGGCGGUGGGAAGGCCAAAGUGUCAGGCAGACCCAGCAGUCGCAAAGCCAAGUCCCCGGCCCCUGGCCUGGCCUCGGGGGAGCGGCCACCGUCGGUGUCCUCGGUGCACUCGGAGGGCGAUUGCAACCGCCGCACACCGCUCACCAACCGUGUGUGGGAGGACCGGCCCUCAUCCGCAGGUUCCACGCCAUUCCCCUACAACCCCCUGAUCAUGCGGCUGCAGGCGGGUGUCAUGGCAUCCCCACCCCCCGGGCUCCCCGCGGGCAGCGGACCCCUGGCUGGCCCCCACCACGCCUGGGACGAGGAGCCUAAGCCGCUGCUCUGUUCGCAGUACGAGACGCUGUCUGACAGCGAGUGACUGUCACCUGAGACAGACAGGGCGGGGUGCACAGAAGGCCGGCUGCUGACCCCCCCAGCGAGGAAAGAGCCCCCCCCAGCCUGCCUGUGCACCUGUCCAUCUGUUGGUCCGUCCGUCCGUCCGUCCAUCCAGAGCCGGCAUCCUUGCCUGUCUAAAGCCUUAACUACGACUCCCACCCCGCCUGGCCUGUGCAGUCGCCUUACUCAGAGGACAUUCACCUGGUGCUGGGGAGAGGGGGGCCGGGAGGGGCGUGGCGGGCAGGUGAGGGGCACAGGGGGGCCGGGGAUGGGCAAGCAGGAUGACCACGCACCACCACCACCCCCCACGACGCUGCCUCCCCCUUCAACGCAUUUGGAACCAAAGUCAACUGAGCUAGCAGCCUCCCCCCCCCACGCCCCACGCCCUACCCUGCUUAGUGCUCGGGACAGACGGACUCCACUCGGGCCCUGACCAGCCGUCCAGGAAGCAGCUGGAGGGCCAGGCCCAGGGGGCUAGGGGGCCUUGGGUGCCCGGCCGGGGCAGCGGGAGGGAGGGAGGCAUUGUAAAUGAUGUAUGGUUUACAGGGUAUAUUUUUGAUACCUUUGACGAAUGAAUUCAGACGUUUUCCGCCAGGAAGGACGGACCCAGUGUUACCGCCGCUACCGCCACGCUUCCCAGCUGUGCUUAUGCGGGGGGAGCGAGGCAGCCCGUAGCUGAGGGCCCGUUGCCCCCGGGGGGGUGCAGGGGAGGCCCCCACCCACCAGCCCCCCAGCCCGCCUGCCCACCCCCUUCCUCCCUGGGGCAGAAAGAAUUGAUGGGUGUUCUGUGCCCGGCGGCCGGUAGCACUCUUCAUUUACACACGUUGUUCUCAUUAAAAAGUGAAUUAUACUCGA